AUGGAUGAUGAAGCAUGGCAGCCACAAAGCGAUAAUGAUCAGCACAGCAAAAUGUUUGUCGGAGGUUUGGCCCAAACUGUAACGUCAGAUUUUCUGAAAGCGUACUUUUCGAACUAUGGCCCGGUGCAAGAUGCGUUUGUUUUGAUGGAUGAGCAGUCGGGGCGGUCACGUGGGUUCGGAUUUGUUACAUUCGAAGACCCACUCACGCUGAAGAAUGUUUUACGGCAGAAGCCACACAUACUGGGGAACAAACAGGUUGACUGCAAACAUGCGGUGAACAAGAAUAUAAAACGUGCGCCCAAGAACGCUUCCGUGCCCAACUUUUGCAGCGCCUGGGCCACCGCCUAUGACUCACGGCAGUCGGUUGCGCCGGACGAAGCGGAAGCUACUUUGUAA
Molecule: messenger RNA, 396 nt
Organism: Gregarina niphandrodes
Lineage: Eukaryota; Apicomplexa; Conoidasida; Eugregarinorida; Gregarinidae
Product: RNA recognition motif (RRM) containing protein
Exons: 2
Coding region: 1-396 (131 amino acids)
Molecular function (GO): RNA binding
Source: RefSeq, a predicted model, not a curated record